Messenger RNA from Aspergillus caelatus, 871 nucleotides. RefSeq lists its product as uncharacterized. The record is from RefSeq and is a predicted model, not a curated record. NCBI's taxonomy places the organism in Eukaryota, Fungi, Ascomycota, Eurotiomycetes, Eurotiales, Aspergillaceae. Bases 255 to 647 code for a protein of 130 amino acids. The transcript is spliced from 2 exons.
CUUAUCUCCGUACAAUCUUCAAUCUCAACGACUCCAUCAACCUUCAAUCGCAGUACUCCACAACUAAAUCUACCCAAUCUGACAUAUCAAUCAUAUCAAUCGAGUCUCCCAGCCCUGUCGGAACCCGUCACGCAGUGAGACACAUACACUGCAUAUGGCCGAUCACCACCGCUAAACCCAAUCAAUCCUUCCCGUCCUCCAGUGGCCUCACCUCACUAAUCCACCAACCUCAAGAACAAAACCAAACCAGAAGAAUGGGAAACAUUUGCUCCCGCUCUAAAAACGAGCCCGAGGCCUUUUCCAGCCCCGGUCGCGUCCUGGGCUCCGCCAAUGCUCCCCCCGGAGAAACAGGGAAAUCCAGCUCCGGUCCACGCGCCCCGCUCCCCGCAAAGGCCAGUACGGGGAGGACCCUGGGCGGCGCGGGGGCUCCAGGGGCCGGCGCGGAUACAGCUGAUGCGCGGACGAAUGCGGCGAUUGCAGCGCAGAAACGGGCUGAAUCUACUACGGCGGGCAACAAGGGCACAUUAGGUUCAAAGUUGGCAGCUCAAAAGGCCCAGACACACGCACAGACGUUGGGUGAGGCUAGUCGGGAUGAAAGGGCUGCUAGGGAUGCGGAUAAUGCUGCUGAGGCUAGAAGAUGGCAGUGAUGGAUGUACAGUUUAUUCGGUUGAAGGUUGAAGCUUGAUUCUGGGCCUGGGAUCGCCGGUGUCCCUUUUUUUAUUUUUUUUUUAUUUUUUUUCUUCAUUCUUCGGUUGGAGUUUGGCAGUUAGUCAGCGUUUGGGUUGAGUACAGUGAUCUUUAGCGCGUCGUGACUUUAUUGUGGGCACCGGUACAGAGUACCCGUUGAGGAAUUUGACUAUGAUACCCAAGC